AUUCAUGUUAUGCGCAAAAGACCUGCGCGCGAAAUGCAACACAAUCCGGAAGUGUCUGUUCCGUUCAAAUUUCUCCUUCUUUGUCCAAUUUCUAGGCCAACAUCUAGCUUUCACCCUUGGUGAUGCAUUCCGUUCUUAGUUAGCUAUGCAGGCAUAUGACAGGGAUGUCAGUGACUCCCUUGUGGAGUACCAAAGAGCAGUCCGAGAUCGUGCAAAUGAGACCCACAAUGAGCUACACCACGCUCUCAGUGCACCCUACCCAGGCCAGACCUCCCCACCCAGGAGUGGGGCUGGCCCUGCACACAUGGACAUUUCCCCAGAGGCUUUAGCCAAGCAGGAACAAGUCUAUCAGACUGCAGUGGACCGACUACGAAACAUUCUACAGAAACCCCAUGGAAGCUCAUCGAGAAGUAGGACAGGUGCCAGACCUCCAACAUCUCCUGGAAGAGGAAGAUCACCAUCCAGACAACCUCUCUUCCCAUCAUCCCCUGAGAAGUUUGGGGACCCUCACUUUGUCCCAGCUUCUCCCAUCAGGCACCUGGGGGACAGAGGUCAUGACCUGCCCCCAGCGGAGGAGCUGGUGCCGCUCCUGACCACCCAGGAUGGCUACAUCCAGCAGCUGGAAGCAGAGAACAGAUAUGUGAAGGAGGAACUGUCACUGCUGAAGGGCAGAGUGAAAGAAGUUGUAGAGGAGAAUCAGAAACUGCACGAGAGCCAGAAGGGUCGGCACGUGGCUGCUACCCUUGAUGAGGAGCUGGGAAUCCCACAGCAGACCCAGGAGAAUGUACCUGCAGCUAGUACUGGUGUGGACAGUUCACUUCCUGCAGCAGAGAACCAGGCUAGAGCAGCAGACAUGAAGGACAAGGACCUGUUCCAGAAAUGGCAGAGAGAACUGGAGAGACUGAAGGCACUGUAUACAGCAAAGACUGGACAACUAGAGGCUCUUCUGAAAACCACAAAGUCAGAACUUGGCAGGAAAGAGGAGGAGUGCAAUGCCCUUCAGGCCAAGGUCAGACAGCAAGAGUCCCUGGGCCUGCUGGGUACAGGUGUGGGGGAGGCGCGGCAGGUGGGCGGGGUGUGCAUCAGGUGUGCACAACAGGAGGCCGUGCUGUCUGGUACUCAGGUGGGCACCCUGGAACAGAACCUACAGAGGGUCACCAGAGAGAGGGAUGAGUUGAUGGACGCCCUGUCCCAGACGCGCUCGCUGAUGUCGGAGAUGAAGCAGAGAGAGGACGAGGCGUACGAGCAGGUGAAGCAGAGUGUCGCGCUGGUGGAGCAGGCUCACCUGGAGAAGACAGAGGCUCUGGUGCAGAGAGCGCAGGUGACUGAGGAGUUGGCAAAUCAGAGGAAGAGGCUAGAGGACAUCAUCAAUGACACAAACAGGAGGGUUAAGGGAGAGAGGGAGGCUGUCCAGAGGGAGUACCAGCAGCAGGUGGAACAGCUCAAGAACAAGAUGUCGUCCUUGGAGAAGUCCCAGCUCUCCCUCCAGGCUGAGCUGGAGCAGGCUGCCAGGGACAAGGCUUCUCUGCGGUCUGAGCUGGACGAGACUAAAGGACACCUCUCCACGCAGGGGGCAGAUGUAGACAUGAUGUCUGAUGGGGUACAGAGUGACCUGUCCAGGGCUGUGAGGGCCAAACAUGAGGCAGAGGAGGAGAUGACCAGGCUCAAGCAGAAGCUGGAGAGGGAGAGAAAAGAAACAGACCAGGAGCAUUCUCGGCUGUCGGACGAGGUUGCAGAGUUGCGGCGGAGACUACGCCAGGCGGAGAAGGAAGCCAUGGACAGCAGGGAGGAAGGGGUGCACCUAACUGAGGCCAUGAAUGCACUGCAGAGAGAGGCAAACCUUGCUCGUAUGGAGAAGGAGAGUAUAGAGCGUGGCCGGAGUGAUGACCUGAAGGAGGCCAUCGAGCACGCUCAGAGGAGAGAAAAACAGCUCAUAGCCGAGAUGGAGCAAAAGGAGAGGCAGCAAGCCCAGUCCUCAGUAGACUUGGACACCCUGGUGACCACCCAGAAGGACCUGAUCUCGCGCCUUAGGGACGAGUGCAGGGACCUCACCACCAAACUGGAGGAGCUGGGGGAGAGGUACAGGUCUGAUGUUGGGCGGUUGUCUCAGCUGAACGAGGAUCUGUCCUUGCGGCUGGCGAAGGCGAGCGAGCGUGAGAAGGGCCUGGAGCAGCAGUGUGUGGAACACGGCCGCCUGCACCAGCGCAUGAAGACAAGGCUGAAGCAGAUGGACCAGCAUGCACAGAACAGCGCCCAGCAGGUUCUGGAGUUGCUGACCAAACAGAACGGCCUAAUGCAGGACCGCCAGUCGCUGUGCCAGGAGGUGGAAUUCCUCCGCAGCCAGAUGACCAACCCCGACUCUUUCAUGGGCACGGGUCGUCCCCGACCAGCCCUGGACAUCGACAAUGGUCCCGUGGAUUUGUGACAUAUCUGUAGCUAGUUUGUAACCUACUAGUAACUCCCUCAGGACUUCAUGUUGCAGGUGUCUGUUGUUGUGUAGAUUCUAAUGUAGCAAAUCAUUGGUAAUCCAUCUGAUUGUAUUUGUGUGUUAUUUCUUACCUCGUCACAAAACAAUAUGGUUUAAGAUGGUCUGCCAUGUUUGACUGCUUUGUUUGGAAUCUUUUCACCAAGGCUCUGUAAAAACCUCAAGCUGCAAGUGUCAAUGUUUACAGUUCAGUUCAUUUCAGAUCAUCCUCUUUUGGGAGGUGACACCAGUGUCUCCACACGUUUCUGUCCAGCAUUACUGAUCGGAGUUCGUUGGCCUCCAUACUUUGUCCAUACUUUGUGUAGAUUUACAGUAAAAAAGAGUCCAGUGAAAUUGUCUGAAGUCAAAUGUACUGUUUGAAAUUACAUGACACAUUAUGUAUAUGUUUAUGUCUGUUCUUCGUGAAAAGUUUAGUAACUAAGUAAAGGCAAUUUAUUCUGUGCACACAGUGCUGUAAGUAAUGUUCAAAUGUAAGAUGUUCCCCAACAAUGUUGGAUGAGAUGCAACAAUUGUAUAUAAAUGCUGACUCUGUAGAUUAGUAGUUUUGGGACCAAGGAAGCUGAUAAUGUAAGAUAACUUGUUUCAAAAGAUUGCUUUGACUAGUUUGUGGUCAUAAAAAUAUAACAUAUAACAAGGAAAGAAAGCUUUCCGUGUGAUAGACAGUUAGGUUCAAUGAUGUUUGAAUAAGUAGGAUGGUGAGUUUGAACUAAUAGAAAAUGAAUAGCCAUUUCAUCUAACCCCACAGUGAAUCUUGUUAUCUUCAGGAUCUACUUCAUGAUAUCUUUCAAAAUAAUGUGUCUGUUGGUAUGACUUGAAAGUAAUGGGACCAAAGAGAAAUUGCUCUUUCCAUACCAGUGUUAUUUAUUUUUACACCUGUAUAUUUGUACAUUAAUAUAUCCAAUGUAGUUAGGAAGAAAACAUUUUGACCAUACUCAACUUGAAGCAUUCUUCAGAAUUCCAAGUUGCCUCAGAAACUAUGUUUCUAUGAAUACAAAGAGCUGCCAGUAAAAGUCUGGAU
Messenger RNA from Branchiostoma floridae (Florida lancelet), 3503 nucleotides. Its product is annotated as serologically defined colon cancer antigen 8 homolog. Gene Ontology annotation, cellular component: centriole; centrosome. The transcript has 17 exons. The record is from RefSeq and is a predicted model, not a curated record. The coding region runs from base 146 to 2425 and encodes 759 amino acids. Gene Ontology annotation, biological process: establishment of cell polarity; tube formation; neuron migration. NCBI's taxonomy places the organism in Eukaryota, Metazoa, Chordata, Leptocardii, Amphioxiformes, Branchiostomatidae.